Messenger RNA from Lycium barbarum (goji berry), 1368 nucleotides. RefSeq lists its product as uncharacterized. Bases 169 to 759 code for a protein of 196 amino acids. The record is from RefSeq and is a predicted model, not a curated record. Lineage: Eukaryota; Viridiplantae; Streptophyta; Magnoliopsida; Solanales; Solanaceae. The transcript has 2 exons.
UUGAUCACCGUUGCCCUGGUUCAUCGCUUUUCCUGGUUAUCUCCUCUCUCUUUCUUCAUAGCCAAAACGAUAAUCCAUCUGCUUUCGCCUUGCUUAUCUCACAUCCGUCAAAACGUGCUUUCCUCGAUUCCUCUUGCUAUCAAAAAUUCAGCAGUGCAUGGAUUUACAAUGCUGGCAAUUGUAGUUCCCACACCAGGAGGGAAGUACACGAUUAGUAGUGCCUAUUCUUGGAGCAUGGGUGGUGGUACACAACAACCAUGGUGGAGAGCAGUUUGGUCUAUAGCGACAGUUCCAAAGCAUAGAUUUAUCUUUUGGUUGGUGAUGCAUGAAAGACUACUUACUCGGGUGAGACUAGAAAAGAUGGGACUGUGCCAGGACAACUUUUGUGGCCUUUGUGGAAGAUCCCCUGAAACUAUAAACUACCUCUUUUUUGAAUGUGCAUACUCACAGAUGUGUCUUGAAAUGGUGCUAACCUGGCUCAAGGCUCCAAAAUGCAGAUUAGAAGUGCAAGGGAUGUGGAGAAGGCUGGUGAGAGGAACUCAAGGGAAGAUAAGUAGAGGGCUUAUAUGGGCAAUAUUGGCUGCAAUGAUAUAUCAUAUAUGGAAUGCAAGAAAUGAUGCUGUAUGGAAUCAUAAAAUUAUCAGGCCUCAACUGAUGGUGCAGCAAAUACAAGAAGAAAGCAGGAUUAGAGCCUUAGAGAUGCUAAAGAGAAGAAUAACCUGUAACGAUAGGAAAUGGAUAGAACAAUUGUAUAUGUAGGAAAUAUAUAGAGUCAAAAGAGGUGUCAUAGUAAGCGAAUAUGAAUAGGUGGUCAUGGUCUGAUAGGCAGGAGAGAUUUACCUGGUUUUUUGUUCUAUAGGCUAUAAGAUAUAUGUAACUGUUUUGGGAUGAAAUACAAUGAGUUUGUUUGGCCAAAAAAAAAAAAAAUCUGACUAGAAAUUAAAAGAAAGUGGUAAAAUAAGAGGACGAAGAACAAAGUUGAGCACCCUUCUACGCCUUUUGUUCAGAGGUUGAUCUAGCAGUCAAAUUGGGAAGAGCUUUUUUUUUAUUUUUAUUUUUUGGUGAAAUCAUUGAAAUUUGCAGUUACUCCUUCGACCUCUCAACUAAUAUUAUGCAACGGAUUAUUUUUUUCAGUAGCCUGUUUGCAUAUUUUAAAAAAUCAAUAGUGCUCAAUUAUUGUUUGUUUGAUAUUUGGACUGUAGUUAUCCAUCUAUAUACAGAGUAGUAAUUAUGAAGGACAAAAGAAACUAAGUUGUGGAUAUUCAUUAUUAGAAGAAGCAUCAACCUUGUGAGUUGUGACUCUGAUUGUGACCUCUUUUAGCGUUUAGAAAAAAUCAAUGAAAUUGUGGUAACAUUUUUUAGUAUGGU